Molecule: messenger RNA, 3219 nt
Organism: Austrofundulus limnaeus
Lineage: Eukaryota; Metazoa; Chordata; Actinopteri; Cyprinodontiformes; Rivulidae
Gene: prss56
Product: serine protease 56
Exons: 13
Coding region: 135-2561 (808 amino acids)
Biological process (GO): proteolysis
Molecular function (GO): serine-type endopeptidase activity
Source: RefSeq, a predicted model, not a curated record
AGACAGCUAGCGCACAAUAAGGACACAGACAGAAACUUUUACAACUCUUCUCUGCRUUCUCAUCAAUCUCCAUCCUGUCUGUCUGCCUGUGGAGUGGGCCCGGUGGGGUAGGGGGGGUCUGAUGUUCUGACAUCAUGCUGYUGCUUUUGACAUCACUGCUGCUCAUAGAGCUGGACUGUUUUCUGGGAGCCCCAACAGGUAGAGAGGUCUACAGGAUGCCCCAGAGCGCCCUCAAAGCUCUGUCUGACCGGGGCACGGUUGUUCUGGAAGCAGCCAUGGCCAGCGCGCUGUCCGCCCUUGAGCGUGCGUCGUCUGAAAGAAGCCAGGCUGAGGCGGGUUGUCGUGGUUGUACCCCYUGCCUGUUUCAGAACUGUGGACAAUUGUCAGCAUCCUGUUCGUCUCCGUCCAGUGCCCUAUCAGAGCCCGCCUGUGACGGGAUCUCCAAGGCUCAGAAGAUCCAAGAUGAGGCGGAGCGGAGCUGGGCUCUGAGUCAGGCCUGUGCGUACUAYCAGCACCGCUGCCCGCCUGCUGAACUGGACUCUGAAAGCUGCAUCAGGAUCAUGGGCGAGAGCUGCAGCGCUCGAGUCCUCCAGUGCAGUCUGCUGAACACAAUGCAGAACCUGGAGCCUUCCAUACAGACCCAUGCACAAGCAGUGUGUGGUCAGAGGUCAGCCACUGUGCGAAACAUCACACAGCCCCGCUCCAGGAUUGUGGGGGGCUUCCCUGCUCCUCCAGGCAGCUGGCCCUGGUUGGUGAACCUGCAGCUGGAUGGUGGGCUGAUGUGUGGAGGGGUCCUAGUGGAUAGCUCCUGGGUGGCCACUGCUGCACAUUGCUUUGCUGGGGGUCGUGGUGAGAGCUACUGGACUGCAGUUGUGGGCGAGUUUGACAUCACCAAAGCUGAUCCGAACGAGCAGGUUCUCAAAGUGAACCGCAUUAUCCCCCAUCCUAAGUUCAACCCCAAAACAUUUAACAAUGACAUAGCAUUGGUGGAGCUGACGUCCCCGGCGGUCCUGUCACAACAUGUCACCCCGGUGUGCCUCCCUUCUGACACAGACCCCCCUACAGGAAGUCCAUGUUUGGUGGCAGGAUGGGGGUCCCUAUAUGAAGACGGACCUUCUGCUGACGUGGUGAUGGAGGCGAAGGUUCCCCUGCUGCCUCAGAGCACCUGUAAGAGCACUCUUGGCAAAGACCUGGUCACCAACACCAUGCUUUGUGCUGGUUAUCUCUCUGGAGGCAUAGACUCCUGUCAGGGAGAUUCUGGAGGCCCCCUGAUCUACCAGGACCCUUUUUCCGGCCGUUUCCAGCUCCAAGGCAUCACCUCCUGGGGAGAUGGGUGUGGGGAGAAGGGCAAGCCUGGAGUGUACACAAGAGUGUCUGCAUUCACUGAUUGGAUUCAGGCUGAGAUACAGAAGUCAUCAGGAAGCAGGGAGCCAACAUGUCCAGAGCUCCUAAAGACAACUGAAAUGACRGAGGAGGAACAGAAGUCAGAGUUUCACUCUCUCUGUCACUUCUAUACCCUGACCUGUCCWCCUGCUCAGUCUGACAGUUCUUGCAGCCAAAUGGCCGAGGACAAAUGCUUCACCCGCUUCAAGAAAUGCCAGUUGCGCGCCUUCCUGCAAACCCUGUUGGACCUGCUCCAGAGGGCUGAGGACUACAUCCGGGACAAAGUGGACCUGACCUUCUUCACACAGACUCUCCCCCAGCUCGUGGAGAACAUCUACAGUUCAGCUUUCACUCACGGCAGAGAGCGGCGGGAUCUGAACCACGUUCUCACACAGAUCAGCAGAGAGCAGCCAGAUGGAACUGUGAUUCUAGCAGAACAAGGUCUCCCACCGGCUUUAUUCCAAGACGUUGGACCCUCAGUGGAUGAUUGGGAGGACUACCUGAGAGACAUGGCUGAUGAUCUGGAUAAACAACACAAGGCUGGAUCGACAGACAUCUCCUCCAAAACAAAAAGGAAUGAGGACAACCUGUUUUUACAGACACAAGACUCUUUGGUGCAGCGGCUGGCAGGACAGUAUCUGUCUGUUAUUUCAAGUCUUCGUUCCAAACUGGGCUCUAGAACAGCUCCUCCUCUUCUUCAUUCAGACCCUGUCUAUCUCCAGGAAGAAUCUCCCAUCAAUCCAUCGUUUUUUCCUUCUUCUACCGGAGCACCGGACCGUACCAGUCCAGUAUCCUCCUUGCCAAAACCUCAAGAGCACUUGUCCCUUCUGGUAGCCCUGAUGGACGGAUUUCAAAAAUUAAGRACGCAGGAUGAGACUGUGGACGAAGAUGAACUGCAGAGCAAAUUCCUGUUCAGCUCGGAUGUUUCUUCUGAUACAGAGUGGAGUACCACGUCAGAGGAUUUUCCUUUUGGAGAGAAUGAGAAAGGAAGAGACAUAAAAUCCUCAGCUUUACCAGAAUCAGAGGAGAUGACGUCUGUCGUCCAGCAUGAUGUUCGUCACACAGAAGGCUCUGACUCUGGAYAUGUUGAUUCUUUACGUCUGCACAGGAAAUACAGGAGCCUUCUUCAACCAAGACAGAUUCCUGGUGCCAAGGGAAAAAGUAAAUAUUUAUWAUAAAAUAACCAAUGUCUACUUGGUUCCAAGGAAUUUUCUAAACUGAGACUUUUUUUUUGCGUUUCUCCGUAGUUUGYCCUGGACUGAGAGAGGYUUCACAGCAGGUCAGCCAAAUCCARAACUCCUACAGCUGGGUUCUAAACAUCCCAAGCAAGAAUCUGCGCAUGAACUUCCAGGAGGUGUUGGUGGAUCUGAGCUCAAAGAACGAUCAAGGGCUUUACCAGGCGCGGAUCAAAGCUGUGGUGGGAGGACGACCUUUGACCUUCUACAGUCUUGUUGGCCUGGAGAACGAAUCGUUCUACCGCAGCCUGCCAAGGAUCAUAGCUUUGGCACUGGCCGCUCUUAAGGGUUAAUUUGAAAUUACAAUAGGACUAAAACAUUUGUGUGGACAGACAAACUUCUGCCCUCUGCUGGUGAAAGCAUUACUCUGAACUCAUCACUGACUCGGAACAUGAAUGUACUGAAUUAUCAGCCUUGUUUAAAUUAUACGUUUGUACAAAAUAAGUUAUUGUCUUUUACAAAGGUUGAGCCUGUUGUGAAGCAGACUGUACAUGUAUCAUUCAUCUUUAUUCUUGAAAUAUUUAUUUGUAUAGAGAAAGCUGUAUUUUUGUAAAAAACCAAAAUAUAUAUAUAUAAAUAAAUGACUAUAAAUUGCACAAAA